Molecule: messenger RNA, 825 nt
Organism: Anthostomella pinea
Lineage: Eukaryota; Fungi; Ascomycota; Sordariomycetes; Xylariales; Xylariaceae
Source: the annotation of a GenBank genome assembly
AUGGAGGUAAUCGAAUGUCAGCAAGCAUUCAAAACAAUCGAUGGCAAAUUCGGCUUCUUUUGUAUGAAAGGCAUCGUGCGAAUGAACGACCAGCUUUACCUUGCAUCGUGGCACCAGCGCCGUGAGACUGGAAUCGAGCUUGCCGACCUCUUCAACGUCAAGCAGCUGCAAACAGAGGACAGAGGGCCCAAGCUGCAGCCCUCGUGGAAAGUAGCAGUAGCGGAUACAAGUUCAACGGGCCGGGGCGACUCGGACUCGGACCACUACGUGAAGGCCCCAAAACUAUCCGACUACGCCCCCGACUUCGACCUCGAAUUCCGCAUGCAGCUAGAAAUCCAAGUGUGCGAGAUCCUACGGCACAAUCCACACCCAAACAUCGCCACCUACCACGGCUGCCGCGCCGUCCACGGACGCGCUUCCGCACUCUGCUUCAAUAAGUACGAGAAAACACUACUGGAGGCCAUGAAUCCGCAGGGCUUGAACAAACGCCACUUCAUGUCGAGCGGUCGGCCUCUGGUUGGCCAUGGCAUCCUGCGCGCGCUCGACCAGCUGUUGGGAGGCAUUCGGCACCUCCACUCCCUCGACCUCGUCCACAACGACAUCGCGCCAGCCAACAUCAUGUGGGACGAGACUCAUCAGACGCUCGUGCUCAUCGACUUUGGUAGCUGCCGCCACGUUGGUGAGCAACUACGAAAGACAGCGACGGGAAGGACACACGAGUGGCAUGAUCCAGCUGUUGAUUCUUCGACUCCGGAUAAUGAUAUGCAGGCGUUCGCCGAGUUGAAGACAUGGUUAUCGGGGUCUGUGGAUGAUCUGCAAUGGUAG